This is a messenger RNA of Lachnellula hyalina, 375 nucleotides long. RefSeq names its product V-type proton ATPase subunit F (gene vma7). Gene Ontology annotation, biological process: proton transmembrane transport. Bases 1 to 375 code for a protein of 124 amino acids. Gene Ontology annotation, molecular function: proton-transporting ATPase activity, rotational mechanism. The record is from RefSeq and is a predicted model, not a curated record. Lineage: Eukaryota; Fungi; Ascomycota; Leotiomycetes; Helotiales; Lachnaceae. Gene Ontology annotation, cellular component: fungal-type vacuole membrane; proton-transporting V-type ATPase, V1 domain. The transcript is spliced from 4 exons.
AUGGCAGCUCCAGCAUCUGCAUAUAAGGACAGGCAAUUCCUUGCUGUUAUUGGGGAUGAGGACUCAGUAACUGGAUUGCUGCUGGCUGGUAUUGGUCAUGUCACUUCACCUCCGGAUUCGCAAAAGAACUUUCUAGUCGUCGACAGCAAGACCGAGAACGCAGCCAUUGAAGAAGCUUUUAAUCGCUUCACAACUGAGCGGAAGGACAUUGGUAUUCUCCUGAUCAACCAACAUAUUGCCGAGAGAAUACGUCACCGAGUCGAUACCUACACAGCUGCCUUUCCAGCUUUACUCGAGAUUCCAAGCAAGGACCAUCCAUAUGACCCCGAGAAGGACAGCGUUCUGAGGAGAGUACGAAGAUUAUUCGGCGAGUAG